This is a messenger RNA of Megalopta genalis, 3619 nucleotides long. RefSeq names its product ETS variant transcription factor anterior open (gene aop). Gene Ontology annotation, molecular function: DNA-binding transcription factor activity, RNA polymerase II-specific; sequence-specific DNA binding. NCBI's taxonomy places the organism in Eukaryota, Metazoa, Arthropoda, Insecta, Hymenoptera, Halictidae. Gene Ontology annotation, biological process: cell differentiation; regulation of transcription by RNA polymerase II. The record is from RefSeq and is a predicted model, not a curated record. Gene Ontology annotation, cellular component: nucleus.
GGCUCAGUCGCUCGGCAGCCUCGACACCGAACGGACGCGUGACCGAUCGAGCCGAACUCGCGUCUAAAGGUGAAAGGAGAGAAUAGAGAAAGAUAUACAACAUCCAUACAUCAUACGUACAUACAUGUAAUACGUAUAUAUAUACAUAUAUAUACAUACAUAUAUAUAUGCACAUGCAUAUAUAUCACAGUUUUAUUCGUGUGCGUUCCCGAGACUGGAAAAUCGGAGUGGUGUGUGUGGCUCUCUGGUGAUACACACUCGGGUCGAUACGAUUUAAGAGGAUAUUCCGAUAUAUACGGAUAUCUCUCUCGCGCGCGCGCUGCCCAGGAACGUUCCGAGACAUAUCGGAUGGCAUUUUCUGCACGUAAAACGGGAUUGUGUAAACCGUCGUUAGUGGAUCAGAUGGGAUUUAUGCGCGGUUAAAGGAGGAGAGAGAGACAGAGGCGGAAGGAACACGACACACGUGCGCGUGGUCGGGCGGCGACGACGAGAUACCUGUGGAUGCCAGGCAACAGCGACGCAUUAGGGCGCGGAUUUCUGCCCGAUGACCGCCGACGGCACUCGCAUAAACUCGCCAGCCGAUCCUCCGCACUGAUAUUACGCCGCGUCAGACGGUUCAGCCCGUGAUCGAGAGAGCAGAGCAUAGAAAGUGGGACGUGUUAUGAAAUUGUUGCCGACGAUCCAACUGCCGCAAUUGCCGCCGGUCUCGGCCGGGGGUGGAAUGACGGGGAUGGACUCUCGGCUACCACCAGGCAUAUCGCUGCCUUUCAGCCCCACGGACCUGCUCUGGCGAUACGGCCCUGCCAUGAAUUUCCCGCCCACGCACCCGCCGCCCAGUCCGUUUCUCGAUUUCAAGACCCAUCUGCCGGCCAGUCUAGCGUCGGACCCACGGCUAUGGUCCCGGGAGGACGUGGCGACGUUCCUGCGAUGGGCGGAGCGUGAGUUCGACCUGCCCCAGUUCGACAUGGACAUGUUCCAGAUGAACGGCAAGGCCCUGUGCCUGCUGACAAAGGCGGACCUGGGUGAACGAUGUCCAGGCGCCGGCGACGUUCUCCACAACGUGCUGUCCAUGCUAGCCAGAGACUUCAGCCAGCUUCAAAGGUGUCUUCCGAGCAGCCCGGUGACACCGACGAGGCCGUCAGCGUACCCGUUGAGCCCGCACUCGCACCCGCCCACGCCCACAUGGACGGAGAACCCGUACACCGCGAACCUCGCUUCUCUGAUGUCCGCGAACUCGGUGACACUGUCGCCGGCGCCCUCGGUGGACAGUCAGGCGGGUUCGCCGGGUCACACGGAGGGCACCCAGAGUCAGGUGUACAAAAGCGACUCGGACGAGGACAAUCAGCAAGCGGCGAACGGGAGCCCGCCGGCCACGCCCACUGCCCUCACCGCGCAAAGGCUAAGCGAGGUCUGCGUGAAGGACCAGCCCAGCCCAACGCUCACGCAACCCAUGAUGCCUCUGACGCCCGGUGCCUUCAGGACGAACCCCGCCAACACGGCCAGGGAGUUCUUCCCCAGCGAUUCGCCCGAACCGAAUACCAACGGUAGACUACUUUGGGACUUCCUGCAACAAUUGCUGAACGACCCGUCGCAACGGUACACACACUAUAUCGCGUGGAAAAGCCGAGAAACGGGUGUGUUCAAGAUCGUCGACCCCCCAGGAUUGGCGAGGCUCUGGGGCAUACAGAAGAAUCAUCUUUCCAUGAACUACGAUAAGAUGAGCAGAGCACUGCGGUAUUAUUAUCGCGUGAACAUUCUGCGGAAGGUUCAAGGAGAGCGCCACUGUUACCAAUUUCUGCGGAACCCGACAGAGCUGAAGAACAUCAAGAACAUAUCGCUGCUGCGUCAACAGAUGCGGAUAAAGUCGGAGCCGGAAGAGGAGGGCGGAAGUGGCGUCGAGCCGGAAAUCGAUAUGCCGACGGACCUCUCGAUGUCCAGCAUGAGUCAGCCGUCGAGCGAGCAACAGCAACAGCAGCAAUCGCAGCAGCAACAGCAACCUCUAUCUCUGCACGACCCACCGACGAAGUACAGGAGUCACGCGUACAAUCUGGUGAAGACCAAUCAGGAGUCGGAGGAGAGGAAGUGACGCGAGUGCUGAUUCGACGACGUGUUAUCAACGUUGGCAGCUUCGACGGAAUGCCUGUUGGACGCGUGCUCGUGAACAGUCUCAUGGAAUUGUGGUCGAGUAAGAUCCGCCGUGAGUGGAUGGAUCGAGUGACGUCACCCCGGGCGAAAUGAAGACAGUGUUCUCGCACCCGGAAAUCCAGAAAACCCGGUGGACGCUAAGAUUUCCACCCCUCCGUCCCUCCCGCGAGCGGGACAGAGGGGAACGCUGAGAAAAGACUGACGACGACGACGACGACUGCAUUCUGGAGAUUUAACGGAAUCAGCGCUGUGCAACAACGCGGCGACAUAUUUGAAAACCGGGUACCGAGUGUCGCUCCAUCUCGACGGCCGAGCUUUUCGGAUCGAGAAGACUUUUCGGAUCUUUCGGUCGUUUCUCGUAGAGAUUGUUUAGUCGAUACACACGACACGUACACACACAUACACAUACACACGUACACACACCGGUUCGACACGUUGGGCAUAUAAAAAAACGGACGUUAAAAAUCCCCGGCCCGAUUAUGGCGAAUCGGCGGGGAUCAUCGACGACGCAGGUCGAAUUAUACCCACCCACGCCUCGAACCGUAAAAGAUGAUUGGCUGCCGGCCGGGAGUCGAUCGUCGUGCCGCAAUUUUUUUUUCCGAAGACGCUUCGGUGAAGCUGAACUUUCGCGGAUAUUCCGCCAUCCGUUCUUUUGUUCUGUUCUACUACUAAACCCUCUUCUUCCGUUUCCUUUUUUUUCUUUUUUUUUUUGUUCUUUCGUUUCUUCGUCCCAGAAAGAAGAGACACGUGCGCGAGUGUGAAAAACGGUUUUUCGCUUCUACAACGAACUACGAUUUUUUUUAGAAGGGGCUUAUAUUAGAGCGUUAUCGACGAAACGUACAAAAACAAGCGGUGGUCGGGAAACGAUCGAGGUGUUUUUCUUUUAUAUAUGUAUAUUAUAUAUAUUAUAUAUAAUAUUAUAUUAAUAUUAUUAUAUAUAUUAUAUAUAUAUACACAUAUAUAUGUGUAUGUAUGUAUAUUCCAAAGUUGUUCUGUGAUGUAACGUUUAGCCCGAAAGUAAAUUGUGACCCGGAGCUUGGUUGUGCGACUAGAGAUUUUUGUUUUAAUUUCGGUGUUGGGGGUGGGAGGGGGGAGAAAUGUUAUCGAAAAAGCCGUACGCGGGAUCUUGAUGAAACUUUGAAAAGAGACGGUCGUAGGGAAUCGGUCCUAUAAAAGUUCGACAAAAAAUAAUUCACAGAGCAACUUGUGUAUCCUUUGAUAAGGAAGUUCGCGCAAGCGGAUUCCGGAUAUCUCUGUUGGUGUUCGAGCGGUAUAUUAAAAGGUAGCAUUUUUUUUUGUUAAUUGUAACUAAUGUUGAAACGUACAGAGACAUCGAGAAUCGGUUGCUGCGAAUCGAUUGUUUAUCGAAGAAAAAAAAUACACACACAACUUUGGCAUUUACACCAUCCCGCUAGCUCCAGUAGUUUCCAAGAUAUUUAAGCCGUACAUGGUCUACGGUAAUGUCUCUCUAAUU